GGCAGCAGUCGUGGCGUAACUUGACGGUAGUGUAGUGAUGAGUGAGACAAGUAGAAGUGAUGGGAAUUUUCUAAAACACAAAAUGACACUGCUAGAAAUGGCGGAUGGCUAUGGGUUUAACUUAUAUCAACACCUGAAGAACUGCAUAAAACACAUGUUAUACCAGCAAAGAUUCGAUGACUUUAAUGAGUUUGAAGUCUUAAGCGGUCGCCUUAAACUAGAAACUAAGAGGCAUGGUCCAGGAGACCCUUCGAGUCCGAAUCCUGCGUCAUUUUCCACGGCGAAAAUCCAGCAAAAGUUGUUUACGAGAAACUCAGAAGAGGAUGAGGAGCCUGUAGCAGAUGAAGGAGAAGAACACCCUCUUCCGAAUGUGAUGGAAAAUGCAUACUAUUUUGAUAAUGCAGGAGUAGGUAUUGGGAAAAACGAGACCGUUCUAUUAAACAUGGCUAUCAAGUCUCUAGUGAAUACCCAAGCUGUUCAAACUGCGCGAUUUUGGGGGAAAAUUCAUGGAUUGAUUCAAAAUUACUACAUAGUCGAAGUAGAGUUUCCUGAGGGGGAAGACAUAGACGAAGAGGAGAGUCCAGAAUCAUUUAAUCGUGAUGCAACUGAAAUAGAUGAUGAAGAAGGAGCUGAAGAAGGCAAAGAUGUCCUACCAAAGUCCAAAUGGAAACCACCAGUCAAAGUGCCGAGAGAGGAAAAUCAUAUUGGAACUAAUAAGAAAGUUUAUUUCGUAUGUCAUGAACCAGGCCUACAAUGGAUAAAACUUCCACCGGUAACACCUGAACAAAUAGUAGCUGCUCGAGCUGUUCAUCGUCUUUUUACUGGGAUAUUGGAUUAUCCGGUUUCGUGUUAUCCACCUUAUCCUGGUAAUGAAGCUAAUUACUUACGGGCUCAGAUAGCACGAAUUACUGCAUCCACCCAAAUAUCUCCACAAGGUUAUUAUACUUUUGGAAGUAAAGAAGAAGAAGAAGAAGAAGAACUUGGGAAUGAAGAAGAAGGCGAACGACAGAAUUAUGUAAAAAAUGAAGAAUACGAACCAUUAAGUACUAAUGAAUUAGCUGAUCCAAGUCUUAUACACUGGGUACAUCAUACAUCCUAUAUUCUACCACAGGGGAGAGUUUAUUGGUGGAAUCCAAAAAAGGGUUUGGGCGAUUAUUUUGAUGAAAUUAAUGAUGAGGAUGAAGCAGAGGAAAAUGAAGAUAGUCAAAUGAAGAAUGUCAUACAACCAGAACGUGGACCACCUAUACUUACACCGAUUUCAUCUGACUUACCAAUAUUUGGACAAAAACCAUGGUCAAUCAGAAUAAGCUCUAAGUUAUUACCAGAAUAUGCAUCUGUUGUUGUGUCUUCUAAUAUCUGGGUGGGGGCACAUGCAGUAUCAUGGGGGAGGCGAUUUGAAAAUAUUUAUGUUGGAUGGGGCUUAAAAUCAGUUACUUCAGGUUUUCAACCUCAGGUACAACCGAUUGAAAUGGAUGAAUAUCAAGAAGUUUCUGAUUUCAAUGAGGCAACCGAUCCAACUCCUCAAGAAGAGGCUGCAUUAAGAGCUCUGCUCAAUCCGCCUGAAGAGGAAGAUGAAGAUUUAGCUAAAGAGGAACAAGAAGAAGGAGAAGAAGGUGAUGAUUAAAGAAAGAUUAUUUAUUUGGAUAAUAGACAGAUUGUUUGGAUACACUAAAUAAGGAUUAGGAUCUUGAAAUAUGAUUAUAUUUGAAAAAAAGUGGAAGAAAUCAAAAUGUUUAUCGAUUAUAACUUAUUAGUCAAUUUUAAAAAGUCCAUGCUAAUGUUUUAAUUCCUGUAAACAGUCAUAUUUCUCAAAUUAAAAUGACAACUAAUAUGUACAGAUUGAUGAAUUAUGUUUUGUUUUUAAAAACACUUAGUUGUUGAUAAUUAAACGAUACAUUUGUAUUAUCCGAAUGGGGAGAACAUUCAAAUUCAAAAGUUUCGCAGUUUAUUGUAACUUGCUUGUUCAGCGACUUGAUAGAUAACCAAAUUACAUUGGCGCAAGUUCAGAGGGAUAUAUUCCAAUCCACUCAAAAUAAUUAUGAUUAUGUCAGUGCACGGUAAGGUAAAACUAAGGUACAUAACUAUGAUAUUUCAUCUAAAUUGUUAACUAACAACAAAUUGCUUCGUUUUAAUACGUUUAUGAUAACACUUUUUUAGGAAAAGUAUUAAGUGCUUACCGCAUGUAACCCUCUUAAGGUUACUGCUGGUCCCAAGACCGGGUAAAGGAGGAGGGUUGGGCAUAAGAUCAGCAACCUCGUUCCACAGCGAACAACCUUGUUAGAAAAAAACGCUAACCAGAAGAAUUAUUUAAACCAUUUAAAAUCUGUCCUAAGAAUUAAAGGAUCUUCAUUAAGAAGAGUUGUGGCGCCUCACGGUGAAAGGUAAGAUUCUUUGUAAGUCACGAG
This is a messenger RNA of Schistosoma haematobium, 2405 nucleotides long. RefSeq names its product Radial spoke head protein 4 A. The record is from RefSeq and is a predicted model, not a curated record. Gene Ontology annotation, cellular component: axoneme; radial spoke. Gene Ontology annotation, biological process: axoneme assembly; cilium movement involved in cell motility; cilium assembly. Bases 38 to 1624 code for a protein of 528 amino acids. The transcript has 7 exons. Lineage: Eukaryota; Metazoa; Platyhelminthes; Trematoda; Strigeidida; Schistosomatidae.